UGAUAAGAUAUGCCAUACGAGAUAUCUUUCAAUACUAUAAGAGGAUUUGGCUAAAUCAUGCAGGACAUUGUAAACCUGAUCGUGUGGUAUGUGGUAGCCGUUUUGGGAGUUUCCGGAAGUGACGUAUGUAUGGACAAUGCUCCUCCAGGAGCUGUGGAUGGAUGCAGUGUUCCGCUUCUCCAUUUUGAUUACGAGGCACAAUUUACACCUUCCUGUAAUAAACACGAUGUCUGCUAUGACUGUGGACAUAGAUUUGGCUUUGAUCGGGCUGCAUGUGACAAACUUUUUUUGAACCAUAUGAUGGCUACAUGUACUGGAAAGAAACGUCUAAUCAACUGCCAGCAUUCAGCCGAGAUAUUCUACUCUGCUGUUAGAGUCGGCGCCUUCUUUCAUUAUCAUUCAACAGCCCCAGCGUAUUGUACUGAGUCCUGGAUCUCCCAAUGUUUACAAUAA
Messenger RNA from Saccostrea echinata, 453 nucleotides. RefSeq names its product conodipine-P3-like. Gene Ontology annotation, molecular function: A2-type glycerophospholipase activity. Gene Ontology annotation, biological process: phospholipid metabolic process; arachidonate secretion. The coding region runs from base 58 to 453 and encodes 131 amino acids. The transcript has 3 exons. Lineage: Eukaryota; Metazoa; Mollusca; Bivalvia; Ostreida; Ostreidae. The record is from RefSeq and is a predicted model, not a curated record.